AUGGACGCCGAGCAGGUGACACAGCCCGGGCACACUUUGGUGGGCGCCGUGGCUGCGAGUCAGCUCCUGACCCUGGUUCAACAACUUGUGGUCAUCCGAAAGCUGGGCAUUGAGUGGCAGGAGCCUUUGAAGGAGUAUCUGGAACUACUGGCAGUUUUCGGCGUGGACUUGGACAUGCUCUCUCUUUCAUGUAUCGCCAGUGUGAGCCCCGUUUUGAAGUAUGUAUUGGCUGUGUCAGCUACGCCCAUUCUGGCAGCGAUCGCCCUGCUGCUGCAUCUCUCAGCUCUUUUCUUCAAGAAGUAUGUCAAGCAGGGCCUCCGUGUGAGGCUGGACCUCAGCGCGCUCCUGCGGACGGUAGGAUCCCUCAUCGCGAUCCUCUUUAUCAGCAUCUUCACAUCUUUGGUGGCGCCCUUUCAGUGCAACUUGCACCCAAAUGGCCGCAUGACCGUGCAAGAGUACGGCUCGGUGUUCUGCACCCUGGAAAACGAACACUUGCAGAUGAGCCUGAUCGGUGCUGCAGCAUGCUUGAUGCCGCUCUGCUUCCUUAGCAUCUGCUUCUGGAUCAUCUUUCUGAAGCUCCCUCGCUGGUUGCGGCGUGCCGAUGCUGUGUAUUUUCGAGCUUGCUCCUUCUUGUGGCUGCGCUAUCGACCUGGUGCCGAGCGCUUCUCCAUUUUCUUUCUCUGCCGAAAUGCUCUUUUUGUGCUGUGCCCUUUACUUCCCUCCCUGUCCAUAAAGCUGGUGGUGCUGAAUGUGCUCCUUUACUCGAGCUUAAUCGCCACGACGCUGAGCCAACCCUGGCGCGUGCCGGCAAGCAAUGCUCUGGACGUGCUCCUGCACGUUGGCCUGCUCGUGGUCUUAUAUAUGGCCUCCAUGUUCGCGGGCCACGAGGUGGGCACCACGGGCCUCAUAAUGGCAACAAUGAUUUCUUUGGUCUUCAUCCUGAUGAUGGUGGCCGCGAUCGUCGCAACGAUGCUGUAUGGGCUGGGCCUCUAUAUCCUUCGCCAACGAAG
Molecule: messenger RNA, 1010 nt
Organism: Symbiodinium necroappetens
Lineage: Eukaryota; Dinophyceae; Suessiales; Symbiodiniaceae
Source: the annotation of a GenBank genome assembly